Messenger RNA from Aureobasidium uvarum, 759 nucleotides. The record is from the annotation of a GenBank genome assembly. Lineage: Eukaryota; Fungi; Ascomycota; Dothideomycetes; Dothideales; Saccotheciaceae.
AUGUCUACAAUUUCCGACUACGUUGAUCUUGGACAGCCUUUGUUCUGGUACGUGGUACAGUGUCUGCAGCCAGCAUCUGUUUUAAUCCUACCUUUUGGAAGUGAGCAAAUCUCAUAUCGAGUUUUGUCUCGGGAGAACGAUACUGACAACCUCUCAGCACAGCCGCAAGAAGAAGAGACAAAGAGAUCAAAGAACAAAGAAAUUGACAAGUUUUGCACACCAUCCANNGAGUACCACAACAAGACCAUCACCAAGCUAUUUGGCGGCAACUCGCUGUACGGCUGCUAUGCGCUCGCCGUGACAAUCUUCACCCUUGGAAUUGUUCGAGACAGCAUGUACGAGUCCUUUUUCUAUCCUNACGAACGCGCACUCCGAACUCAGCCCACCCACCCACUCCUGCUGGGCCCGGUCUCUGAGGCCAUAGCCAUUGCCUUGUUCGUAUCCGGCAACGUCCUCGUUCUCACCUCCAUGUACGCUCUCGGCAUCACAGGUACCUACCUCGGCGACUACUUUGGCAUUCUCAUGGACGACAUGGUGACGGGCUUCCCAUUCAACGUUUGCUCGGCGCCCAUGUACUACGGCUCUACUCUCAGCUUUCUAGGAUCGGCACUGUGGUUCGGCAAGCCUGCAGGAUUGAUCCUGACAGGACUGGUGUUCUUGGUCUACAAGGUCGCUUUGACAUACGAGGAUCCAUUCACUGGCGGUAUCUAUGCCGAAAGAGAGAGGAAGCAGAAGGCCGAGGGCAAGAAGGUGCGCUGA